AUGGAUGUCAACGCGUUCACUGAGCUCAUCACACAACUACAGUCCUCAGACAACGAAAUCCGCAAAAAAGCUGAGGAGCACUAUGAGCAAAUCGAUGGCGCCACCAAAGUUGCCGCUCUCUUCGAGGCCUACGUCCAUCAUGCCAAUAACACCGAUGUAAAUACCUAUUUAUAUUUUUUCAAAUUCGAAUAAUUUAAAUGUUUAGGUCCGUUCUACUGUUCUCGUCUUCUUGAGAAGAGUUCUGUCGAGAGACUGGGAUUCUAUCUGGGAGAAGCUGAACGAAGAGAAUAGACAAAGAAUUCUAACCAAGGUUCUCGAGAUGAUAGUUCACGAAUCAGAAAUCUCUAUCAAGAAGAAGAUUGCUGAUCUCAUUUCCGAGAUCGCUUCGAACCUUAUCGAUGACGCCGGAGAUAUGUCGUGGAAAGGAGUUCUCGAGCUAAUGGACCACUGUCUCAAGAGCGACGAUCUUACCGCAAACUACAUUGCUCUUCUCAUUCUCCGGUAAGAAACCCCAUGUUACAAAAACCUCACGAGCACAAUUUUGAGCGGGUGCCCAAUAAUCUUCGGAAACAACCUCAAUCAUUUCCUUCCGCAACUCAAAGUUGUACUGGAGAAGUGCAUGGCCACUCCGGACCUUCAAAUCAAGUCUACAGCUGUUCGCGCUGUCAUCGCUUUCGCUGUUGACAACGACGAGGAGAAGGACGUCGUCAGGCUCAUGACUUCUCUUGUUCCGAAUGUGCUUCAAGUCUGCAACGAGACCAGUGAUGAAGACGAUUCUGACGGACCACUCGGAGAGUUCGCCGAACUCGCUUCGUCGCUGCCGAAGUGCCUCAACACUCACAUGACGGAGGUCCUUCACGUUGCUCUUUCGGUAUGUAAACGUUUCGCGCUCAUCAUCGGUUACCUCCCUUGUUUUUUUUAGCUCGCUGGAAACAAGGAUAAGAACGAGAUGUGCCGUCAAAACGCCAUUGAGGUCAUUUGCUCGUACAUGGAGAGUGCCCCAAAAGGACUCAAGAAGUACGCUCCAGGAGCUCUCGGACCAAUUCGUAAGUUAAUUAUUCACCUUUAGAAAAUAAACCGAAAUGUUUCAGUCGAGACUCUGCUCUCUUGCAUGACCGAGUUGGAUGAUGAUAUCCUCCAAGAGUGGCUCACCGAAAUCGAGGAGGAAGAUGACUAUGAAGAGUAAGACACUAACUUCAGAAAACUUUUCAAUUAUUGUUAUUCCAGUGUUCCGAUCAUCGCGGAGUCUGCCAUAGACCGUGUUGCUUGCUGCAUCAACGGAAAGGUUAUGCUGCCGGUGUUCUUGCCGCUCGUCGAGAAACUUCUCACCAGUGAUGACUGGAAGAUGAAGCACGCUGCUCUCCGUGCCUUCUCCGCUGUCGGCGAGGGAUGCCAAAGAUCGAUGGAGCCACAUAUAGAGCAAAUUAUGGUGCACAUCACGAAAUACGUCAACGACAGCCACCCAAGAGUGCAAUAUGCUGCCUGCAAUGCCAUUGGACAGAUGUCCACUGACUUUGCCCCAACUCUCCAGAAGAAGUGUCACGCCAACGUCGUUCCCGCUCUUCUCGAAUCUCUGGAUCGCACUGAUGUUCCACGAGUUUGCGCCCAUGCUGCUUCCGCUCUCGUCAAUUUCGCUGAAGAGUGCCCAAAGAACAUUAUUGGACAGUACCUUCCGUACAUUCUUCAGAAGCUCGAGAAUGUUCUUUCCGCGGUCUUCAACCGCCUUGCCGACAAACGAUACCAAGUGGUUGUCGAAAACAUCGUCACCGCCAUCGCUUCGGUCGCUGAAGCUGCUGAGGAACUGUUCAAGGAGCAUCACGCUCGUCUCAUCCCGAACCUGGUCCACAUUCUCCAGAAUGUUGGAGAGCUCAAGGAGCUGAGAGGAAAGACAAUUGAGUGCAUCUCGCUUAUCGGUUACGCUGUCGGAAAGGAGCACUUCCACGCCACCGCCAUCGAGAUUCUGAAUCUUCUUGGAGAUGGAAUGAAGGACCUCGCCAUCGACGAUCCGCAAUACAGCUACAUGAUUAGCAGUUGGACUCGCUUCUGCUCGGUAAUUUAAUGGCAUCAGCCUUCUACGCAAACUCGUUUUUCAGAUUCUUGGAGCUGACUUCGCUCCGUUCCUUCCGGUUGUUAUGGACCCAGUCCUGAGAGCUGCUCGCUACCGUCCGGACUUCAACAUCUUCAACAGUUCGUAAAAAAACAAGUGUGCAUUCAAAAACGUACUUUUACAGAUGAAGACAUUCAAGAGACCGAAUCUGGAGUCGAAUACCACGGAAUUGGAGGAGAGAAGACCGUUGGAAUACGCACCAGUGGACUUGAGGAGAAGGCUACGGCCUGCGAUAUGCUUGUCGCUUUCGCCAAGGAAAUGAAGGAAGCCUUUAUGCCGUACGUGCUCGACGUCUAUGAGCUCGCUAUCAAAAAUCUUGAUUUCGGACUUCACGAUGGUGUUCGUACCGCUUCGGCCGAAAUCAUGCCGUUCUUGCUCGUUUGCGUUGAGAAGCAAGGUCUUGAAGAUAAGCGUCGUUUGUGGUGCGAAUUCUUGAAGGCACUCACUACCUCGAUGGAAGAGGAGGAUGAUGUUGAAAUUCUCGCUGCUUUCAUGUCUGCCAUUGGAUCGUGCAUCGAAGUGAUGGGAACUGAAGGUGUUGCUGCGGAAGAGGUCACGCUCAUCAUCUCUGUUCUUCACAAGCAAUUGGAGAACUACGGUAAGAGAAUGACCGACCGGCCAUCCGAGGAUGAGGACGACGAUGAUGCUGAGGCCAAGGAGGAGCUUGAUUACUUCAUGGAGCUCGAGGCGUCAUGCCUUGGAGCUAUUUCCGACCUGACUCACUCUCUUAUGAAAGAGUUCAAGGGAACCAUCUUCGAGGCCAUGGUGAAUGUGUUCGACUGUGCUCUUCAACUCAUUGAAGGGUCUAAGCAAUACUUCGAGAGACAAUGGGGAAUGUGCCUUUUGGACGAUGCCAUAGAGUUCGGUGUUGGACACCUUCCUUCCCGCUUCCCGCAGCUCAUCCCGAUAAUGUACAGGCUCCUCGGAGACGAGUAUCCUGAGGUUCGACAAGCUGCCAGCUAUGGAUUCGGAGUCAUGGCUAUCAGAUACCAUCAAGUCAACGAAUAUCAAGCGGAAAUUGCUAAUUGUUUGGAGCCACUGGCCACUAUGAUUCAACGGUAUGAUCAUUACAAGUUUCUGCGUUAUUAAAAACUUGUUCGUUUGCAGGGAAGAUGCGCGCGCUACCGAAGAAAGCACUGUUGCCACGGAAAACGCCAUUUCUGCAUUUGCUAAAAUCAUCGUCAAUGUUCCGCUUCCAGCUGAACAUUAUAGAAAGGUAAACCUUGGAGAAUCUUUCAGAAAAAGGAAACUAAACUUUCACAGAUCGUGGAGAUGUUCUUAAGUUGGCUGCCAACGUAUGCGGACACUGAGGAGAGCCCCUACAUCUACACGUGUCUUGCCGAGCUUUUCGACAAACAAGACUCUGCUCUCUUCGGCCCAGAAAACCAGAAUCUCUCAAAAAUCUUCCUUGUUUGUAAGUAAAAGUCAAUCAGAGAAAGAAGUGUAUCGGUUUUUUUCAGGCUUGCUGGCAAUCGCCAAUGAAGCUUUCAACGAUGAUGAGCAUGGCAACCAUACGAAGCAGAGAAUCUCCACGAUCCUCAAGCAGAUCUACACUUCGUUCCCAGUGUUCGCUCAACAGGAAGGCAUCGAUGAGCAUUUGCAAGGAAUUCUUCAGAAGGUGCUCACUGGACAAUAA
Caenorhabditis sp. 36 PRJEB53466 is the source of this 3743-nucleotide messenger RNA. NCBI's taxonomy places the organism in Eukaryota, Metazoa, Nematoda, Chromadorea, Rhabditida, Rhabditidae. The record is from the annotation of a GenBank genome assembly.